CAACUGGGCACGUUCCAAACCAGAAGUACUUCUUCUUGUUUGAUGUAGCUAGCUUCAGGCGAGUUGUGGAGCACGGUUAUUGAUACAGAUGCCGUGGAAAUGAAAGGUGUGUGCUCCUGCUACAGGCAGCAGUGAUGGAGGAAGGAACGCCCCGGGCGGCCGUGUCCUGGCAGAACGGAACCCUGGCUCCUGUGGAUCGGCUCCGCACGGAGAGGGCGGACAGCCCCACACCGGGUCUGGUGGAGGGAACUGAACCAGGUGCAGGUCAGAGGAGUGCCAUGUUCGUUCAUGCACAGUCCUUUGAAGAUCUGACUGCUGAAGCCGAGGACGAGGCCCAGAGAGCGGCUAAACCGGACUGCUCAGAGGGACGUGACGCAGAGGAGUUCAAGGUGCUGGUUGGAGAGAAGAGCUCAGAGAAGCAGCGKAGCGAGGACUURUUGUCCGAGAGCGGGACCAAAGAGGAGGAGGAUGUGUCCAGCGAGGCGUGGCGCAGUCACAGGAAGCACAUGUUUGUGUUGAGCAAGGCCGGCAAGCCAAUCUACACCCGCUACGGUACGGAGGAGGCUCUGUCCAGCACUAUGGGGGUGAUGAUGGCUCUGGUCUCCUUCGUCGAAGCCGAGAAGAACAUCAUCCGUUCCAUUCACGCAGAUGGUUGUAAAGUGGUUUUCCUCAACAAGAGUCCUCUGGUCCUGGUGGGCGUGUCUCAGACCUGUCAGUCAGACAAGGAGCUGCAGCGAGAACUUCAUUACAUCUACUAUCAAAUCAUCAGCCUGCUCACCCUCACCCAGCUCAACCACAUCUUUCAGCACAAGCAGAACUACGACCUGCGCCGCCUGCUGGCCGGCUCCGAGUACCUCAUCGACAACCUGAUGCACCGCUUGGAGCGGGACCCUGGGCUGUUGCUUAGCGCGGUCACCUGCCUGCCCCUGGCUAGCUCUGCCAGGGACGUAGUGUCAUCGAGCCUUCAGGCCGCCAAAGACAAAAACCUGGUGUUCUCCAUUCUGUUGGCCGGCGACCGCCUGGUCACCCUCGUCAGGAAGAAAGACCAGUUUCUGCACCACAUAGACUUGCACCUGGUCUUGAACCUCGUCGGCUCCUCUUCAUCCUUCCGGGAGGGCGAGGGCUGGACUCCCAUCUGCCUGCCGAAGUUCAACACUGAAGGGUUUUUCCACGCUCACAUUUCGUACCUGGAGCCCGCGUCAGAGCUCUGCCUCAUUCUGGUCUCCACCAACAAAGAGGAGUUUUUUAACAUGUCGGAGUGCAAGCACCGCUUCAUGGAGAGGUUGGGGAAGCGCAACGCCUACCAGGUCCUGAAGGAGGCGCUCAAAAGCCCGAGUUAUGCUGUGGAGCAGGUUGGCAUCCCGGAGCUCAGACACUUCCUGUACAAAUCUAAGAGCUCAGGGCUUUACACCAGUCCUGAGUUUCCCGAGGUGUACCAGUCUGAUGAGGAGCAGGAGCGACUGAUGGGACUGUACCAGGACCUCCACAGCAGUUUGCACCAUCCAACCAGACCUCUGCGCUCCUACUAUCGCUGCAGUGAAACUGAGAACCUGCUGGCUCGGGUGACAAGCGGCUUCGAGCUCUACCUCUGCUUCAGUCCUCUGGCAACCAAGGCCUUGGCCGUGUCUGCGGUCAUCAAACUGCUGAAGUGGAUCAGGAAGGAAGAAGACCGCCUUUUCAUCCUGAGUCCACUCACAUACUGAGUCCUCGCUGCUGCCUGACCUACCGAGACCAAAACAAACAAAAACAAAACAGGGGCUUCGUUUUCACUGUGUGGCCUGAUGCCAAAACCCACAUCAGAUGGAGUAGAAAGCAUUUAACUGUAGAAUGAUUGUCAGAGCUAUGCAUCUCUUUAAUCCUGGGCUAUUUAUCAUUUAAAGCUUAGGUUUGUGAUUUAACAGGCUGUGCUAUGAAGGUAAAUUAAAGCAGUAUUUUAAAUGGGUAGAUUUGUAUUUUAGAACUUUUAAUUUUGAUUACCAGGUGAAAGCAGCAUUAACACUGACGACUCAUCAAAGCUGCAGUUUGUUUGCUGUCGAGUUCUUAACGAACAAUUGUUUUACUGUCACAGAGCUUUCAUGAAAUACCAAGUUGCUGUUUGUCUGUUUUAAUGCUAGGAGUUUUCUUUCUACAAACUAAAAUAAAUAAAACUGGAUCAAAGAAAUCUGGAAACGCAAGCAAAACUCUGCAAAACCUGUUAGCCACAUUCCUGAUGUGUUCUCUUAUGAUUUUGUACUUCUGUUCUGAAUAAAAGCACUUAAUGAAAGAUA
Austrofundulus limnaeus is the source of this 2267-nucleotide messenger RNA. RefSeq names its product MON1 secretory trafficking family member A (gene mon1a). The record is from RefSeq and is a predicted model, not a curated record. NCBI's taxonomy places the organism in Eukaryota, Metazoa, Chordata, Actinopteri, Cyprinodontiformes, Rivulidae. The transcript has 6 exons. Bases 135 to 1703 code for a protein of 522 amino acids. Gene Ontology annotation, biological process: vesicle-mediated transport; protein targeting to vacuole. Gene Ontology annotation, cellular component: Mon1-Ccz1 complex.